AUGACCAUCCCGGAACUGACCAGGAAUUGCUUUCAAAGCGGAAUUUCGGCUGUUAAAUGGGCCAAGCUUUGCAAAUUGUUCAUAUCAAAAAGUUCUUCUGAUCAGAGUUCAGAGGCCAUUGAAAACUCCAUAAGCAAUUCUGUUCUUGUCUUGUACCGGUCUUAUCCUGGAGACCCUGCUCUUCAUGAGUAUCUCAAAUAUGCAUUGAAUGAUGGAAUGAUAUCCCUUGCAGUUUUCAUAGCAACAUUACUUCAGGCUGCGCGCAAUCCCGAACUCCAUAAUGCUGCCACAUUGGACAUGCUCUGUCGAAUUGCUCUGGACGCUCAUUAUUCAUCUGGGCAACCCAAUCCCAUUGGUUCUGUUGUAGCAUUCGACGAAUCACCCAUUGUCGUUCUCGGAGUCGUACAAGAUGCUCUGCAACUACUGGAAAUAGCUCAUACCCUUCCAGUAUCGCAUUUCCACCAACUCACUACCUCGUCGUCUGAAUUAUUAAUCCGCAAGUCAUUUCCGUUUGCCUCUGACCCGCCCUCUCAUCUUCUUUUGUCAUGCAAUCCAGAUAUGACGCAGAUAUCUACGACUCAAGCAGCUGUCCAUUAUCAAACUGUAAAUGACCUGCUACUGAACUUUCAACUCUUGCCAGGCUUGAGGGAAGUUCUAGAGCACUUUGAGAGGCAACUUAGAAAGCUGAUGGGAGAUGACGCCAAACUCGCUCGGGAAGCACAGAUGAUGCAUACGAUGCAAUUAACCCUCGGAAGGGGCGAUAUUGUCGGCUCAAGCUCAAACAGUGAUCUUGUUUCGCUCAGCUUGACCCUCCACACUCUUAUCAAUUUCAGAGCCGGAGAUUUUGGCGCAGCGAACUUGCAAUACUGUGCAGCACUCUUGGUCGGUUUAUUUAGAUGGUCGUCUUGGUCACCAACCGUGUUUUACACCCAAUUGUUACUGUGUGCUUUCGUGUGUCUUUCACAAAGCUCCACUGUCCCGACUACGACGUGGAAAACCUUCAUCGUUGGGCGGCUUCCUCAGCUACUGGUGGCUUUCGAAAAGUGUAUCAACACAGAAAAUCCCAGUUCCGAAUCUGACUGGAAACAUGCCAUGCAAAACGCACUAUUCAUCGUGCUUCGACGCAAUGAUGUUUUGAGUGUUUGUGACUCUAUGAUAGCUCAAGCAGAAGGAAAUUCUAGUCCUCCAUCACAACCUCUCGGUCGGUGUCUCCUCAAGGAAUUACUUGUCCAUGGGCUUUUAGAGCAAAGGGUUGCGGUGACUUUUGACCACGGAAUUGCGAACGACAAUACACCUAGUUUGAGAUCGGAAGCCCAGGACGCUGGAAUGACGCUGGAGACAUAUUUGGAAACUAAACUUUCAGGCGAAGGCGACGAGCCUCGGACGUUGCUAAGUCGCAUCCGACGCGAACCUGGCAGUCAUAUAGCAUUUGGUGAUUUCGUAAAGCAACGUUUCGCCGACGCAACGAGCCAACUCGAUAUCGAGGCCAUGGGUCAUAUAUGCAAACUUCUGUACCAUGAUCAGGCCUUGGACGCGCUGUCUCUACACAUUAAGACCUCGGAACUGGUGGCGUACGCGUUGCAAUUUUUCGAGUUGUACACCUGCGAAACUGUUGGUGACCCACAGACUGCACUUAGUCACAUCGGUGACGUGGUUAUGUUUUUACAAUCAGUGCUUGCGCGGUUUAAUUUUCAAUCGAACACAUUCUCUGUGGAUGGCAAGACUACGUCUUCGGAAUUCCUCAAAUUAACUGCAGAGGUGUAUCACUACAAUUCAUUGACAGGAGGAGAUCUUACAAUCUUCAAUGCUUGGUUGAAAGCACUAUUCGAGAGCGAAGGUAUUGAAGACACGACUUCGACCAGUUCUACGCAACCCAAAACUUUACUCCGCGUUGCCGCGUCUCUCGUCUUACACGCCAUUGGAUCAACAGUCGAAGGGAAAAUGAACAUGGACACGCUGAGAAAUGGUGUCAUGUACUUUACCGAUCCUCUGCUCAACUGGACGUUGGUGGGCGUUAUAAAGGCUUUGCUUCAAGAGAUUCACCAAAAAAGAUUCAACGCACCCAUUCAUCUUGAAGUUCUCCAAACUCUCCUCCUGUCUCCGUCAUGUCCGCGUCUAGUCUUAACACUAUGCGGACCCCGCGUGAUGUCUCUUCUGGCCAAUCGUGCGCGAAAGGAGCCUAUAGCUUCGGCGACUUUCAAUAGUGAAGAUCUUCAGCGUGUUCUCACAACAGCUUUGGGGGCUCGUGAAGAAGGUCCGACUCCUCUACGCUCUCGAAUACGAAGUGCUAUCACAAUGGGUCCUCGUGUAUCAUGGCAAGAAUAUCCUCGACAAGCCAUACAAACAGCGUUGAAUAUGGCUCGCACAAACAAGCUUCCUUCGAUUGACGUUGAACGCUGCUUGAAGGUCGUGUCACCUUCCAAAUUCCUACAAGUUCUCUGGUCAGAACUUGUUGUGGUGGCCAAUGUACCUUCAGAGAUCGAACAUAGCAGGCGGCUUGCAGUGUUUAUUCUCACCGCGCCACGCCCUCCAACUACGCCUCCGCUGCUUCCCAUAUUUUUGCACAACAUCGUGCCCUCCCUUAUCAUCCACAUCGACAGUCAGCCAGAACAGACCAUGACUAUGAGUGCGGAACUGUUGGUUGCGCUUGUUUCGUCGGUGCUGACCGCUGUGAUGCACUUGGAGUUGGCGAUGCAAAGCGCAACCGUCAAAGUUCAACCGGUUUUCGGACAAACCAGUUCUGCAAUGGCUCGCCGCUUAGUAUCUGACCUUCGCACACGCAAGUUCAGUUACACUGGUAGUACAUUAGCACAAAGAUUGAGUUCUUCACAAUCAUUCCUAGCUAAUUUUCCUGUCUUCAUGGAGUUGGGGACAUGA
This is a messenger RNA of Lentinula edodes (shiitake mushroom), 2877 nucleotides long. Its product is annotated as mediator complex subunit Med5-domain-containing protein. The transcript is spliced from 15 exons. The coding region runs from base 1 to 2877 and encodes 958 amino acids. Gene Ontology annotation, molecular function: transcription coregulator activity. NCBI's taxonomy places the organism in Eukaryota, Fungi, Basidiomycota, Agaricomycetes, Agaricales, Omphalotaceae. Gene Ontology annotation, biological process: regulation of transcription by RNA polymerase II. Gene Ontology annotation, cellular component: mediator complex. The record is from RefSeq and is a predicted model, not a curated record.